Messenger RNA from Lobosporangium transversale, 992 nucleotides. RefSeq lists its product as hypothetical. The record is from RefSeq and is a predicted model, not a curated record. Bases 332 to 832 code for a protein of 166 amino acids. Lineage: Eukaryota; Fungi; Mortierellomycota; Mortierellomycetes; Mortierellales; Mortierellaceae. The transcript has a single exon.
UUUCAUAUCAAAAAUCCGCUUUUAUUCGACAAAGAGGCAAAAUCUAUAGCAGUCCAACAGAAAACUUCUCAUCUACCUCUUAGAGAGACAGAACAACAGCUAAGAGACUGAGGAAAGCGGUAAAGGCCCCCGUAGCAGUCUUGGAGCCAGCAUUACCCCCUUUGCCGUCAUCGUUAGUAACCUUCAUGGCGGUGCAAACAAUAGCUCGGUCGGGAACGGGGGAGUUGGAGUCAGUAGCAGUACAGUCGCCACUUGUCAGCAACUGCUUGCUCUCGCCCUUGGCAAUGUUACGGAGCCAGUUAUAGGGGACGUUAACUGGCAGAGCGUCAGGAUGGGCAGCACGGACAACAUCCUGAAGGACAGCAUCAUUCAUGGCAACAGCCCCCGAGAACCAGUCUCGACCGUUGUUAGGAUUAACAAUACCAUCUUCACGGAAGAUAGCCUUGUUCUGGAUGAACUUGUGAGGGGAGCUGGGACUAAGCCCAUAGUUCUUGUAGAAUGCAUCAAUAUCAUCCCCAAUAAAAGUCUCGUCAAUCAAUACAUCUACGUCCUUGAGAGCCUCAGCAAAGGCAGCUGCGUCGGUAAAUUUGUUAGUGAUGGUACCAUUAAAAAAGAUGGCGCCAGCAUCCUCCGAAAUAAUUCUCUUAUAAGCAGCAGGAGAAAACGUCCACGACGCAACAUUUUUGUUGUACUCAGCAGGAGCCUCAUACUGAGUCCAGGCAAUGAUAGGUUUGUUGGCUUUGACUUUGACGGCCUGUUUGAAGCAGUCGUAGUUGUUGUUGAUAGUUGCAGUCAAGUUGUUGGCUUGGGACUCGAGGUUAAAGAAGGUUGAGUAGAACUCAAGCCACUCAGCGCGCUAUGAGAUUGCAAAAGGAAAUGGAUCAUUAGAAUGCAACUAAUAUUAUUUGAAGCGCCCCAAAGUCUGGUUUACUUGGAGGUUUGUUGUAUGCACUCGAUACAUAUAGAAAUCUACGCGAUCGUUGAGAAUAUUG